AUGGACAAUUGCUGUCCACCUUCGCCUCCAGCCACUCCACCAAACUUGAUUGAACGCACGAUGGGACUUUCUCCAAAGAACAGCAAUGCUGAGGAACGGGAUGCUGUUGAGACCCUGCUGUCCAUCAGCUCAAGCAAAUGUAAAGAUAUUGACAAUUUUACACUUGUUUUAUCAAAUGUCAAUGGAACACCACCAUCACCACCUUAUCAACAAGAAGUAGUUCGCCCUGAUGAAAAUAAAAAGCCUGUUGAAUAUCGAAGGGAAUCCAAACUUGCCAGGUUGCUUUGUGAAGGAAAUACAGAGACUGAUAAAAAGCAGCCUCGGACAAGCCCAUGCAUUAUUGAGGAUCGUUCUAACCGUGUGCCAGUCAUUAUGCCUCCAAUUAAAAAACGCAAAGGAUUACAACAACACAUCCCAGCAUCCACAUCUUCACCAGCCCCUGUACAGACUGUCAGGUGUCCCUCUCCCCCCAAAGCACCAAUCACCAGUGUGCCCAGCUCAGUUAUCACAAGUGUCGGUAAUGCCAACUGUUUCCUGCUGCCUUCAGCCCCUUCCACUGACCAAAGGUCAGCCGUUCCCAAAGAGGACCAUGAAAAAACUCUUCCAGCAAGCACAGUGAUCCCUACUACAACACCUAUGAUCACUGUGCCAACAGUGAUGCCAGCACAGAAUGUUAACCUAGGUGGGACAUUACUGUAUAGCAUUCAAGGAGCUCUGUACUCCAUGCCACCUCUUGUGUUGGUUGUCAAUGGUGGAGAUUUGAAUAGGAAACUCGUAAACCUGAAACCUAAUUCAGAAAAACUUUGCCCUAUUGCACCUGCCCCAGCACAGAUGACUUGUGAUAAUAAUACAAGAUCUGAUCAGGGACUGACAGAUGUGAAACGUAGACGCAACUAUGCAUGCACAUAUUCUAACUGUAAUAAAUCCUAUCUGAAGAGUUCUCACCUUAAGGCACAUAUGCGGACGCACACAGGUGAAAAACCUUUUGUUUGUAACUGGAAGGAUUGCAAUCGACAAUUUGCUCGCUCUGAUGAACUCUCCCGCCAUAAACGCACUCAUACUGGGGAAAAGAACUUUCAGUGUUCUCAUUGUGAUCGUCGUUUUAUGAGGAGUGAUCAUCGCACCAAACACAUGAAGACUCACACUGUGGGCAGUAACAAGGGCUUAAAAGGGGUCACUGGUGCAGCUGCUGCUGUCCCAACUACUGCGACUAACUGCCAAAUAUUGAAAUCAGGGGAAAUGGCCAUCAAUAUCAUGCCAGGUUUAACAACAACAUUCUCUCGUUCAUCUGUUUCCACAUCAGCUUCAUCCUCAUGA
Molecule: messenger RNA, 1317 nt
Organism: Acanthosepion pharaonis
Lineage: Eukaryota; Metazoa; Mollusca; Cephalopoda; Sepiida; Sepiidae
Source: the annotation of a GenBank genome assembly